This is a messenger RNA of Aspergillus heteromorphus CBS 117.55, 1009 nucleotides long. Its product is annotated as fungal specific transcription factor domain-containing protein. The annotation marks the transcript as partial. Lineage: Eukaryota; Fungi; Ascomycota; Eurotiomycetes; Eurotiales; Aspergillaceae. The transcript has a single exon. The record is from RefSeq and is a predicted model, not a curated record.
CAUGACCCAACCACCCAUCCAAAUCCAAACCACCACCCUCCUAGAACUCCAAUACCACGACAUCAUUGUCAGCCUGCACAGUGUCUUCAUCACCUUCCCCCACCUCCCCCUCGUCCCACGAGAGAGUCAUUACGCCGGCGCCCAUGCCGCCACAGCCCUCGAUCACGCCCUCGCCACCAUCCACACCAUCCACCGCCGCCUCAGUCAACAUGACAUCUUCCACGGCUCCUGCGAAAUAUACCAAUACCAAUGGAACGCAGUCUUAACCCUAAUCGGAUUCAUGCUCGCCUUCCCCUUCUGUCACCGCUGUCCGACAGCCCGGGAAUACGUCGAUAUCGCACUGGAGACAUUCGAGUUCGCGGGCCCGCAUAACGAGACUGCUGCGCGGGCGGCUUGUCUGACGCGACAUCUUCGGGCUAAGGUGGACAAGCUGACCAAAGUCUUGAACAUCGAUCACAGACGUGGCGAUGCUGGUGGUGGUAUCCAGCCUUCUUCGUCCUUAAACGCAGAAGCGGGCAAAAAGGAAUUGCUUCCCGAGCUGGAGAAGAAUACAGACCCCCUUUGGUCUUGGGUCGACCUUAUCGAUCCCAGUGUUUGGCCGAGUCAUUGCGAUGCGGUGAAUGAGGCGUUUACGGGGGCGCCGGAGAUGACGUCGUUGCAGGAUUUGCAAUUUUUGCCUUGACUGGUGUUCAAAUCCGAGCUGGACGUGAGCAAGUUGCUCAACUCGAUUCCAUUAACAAAGUCAUGGCUUUCUUGUUGUGGAGAGCGCACAUGCUGAAUCUUGAACUAUGGUACGACGUUUUAACGAGCGGUGGCAUGCCGUUCCAACCCCUGACAGAAACGUUUUUUUGGACUUGGUACCUUGACAAUCGAGGCCACGAGGUGAGAUUGUAGAUUGCCCGGCGGUUCAAGUUAGAUGCAAGGAAUAUCGACAAUAGGUGGUUUACCUGCCUGAAGAGGUAUCAGCUAAAGAUGUGUCGUGAGGAGACGUUAUGGAGGUAGUCAGAAG